AUGGCAAAUACCAACCCCGUCAUCGGUGUGGUCUUGUUGGCUCGACAUGGUGAUCGAGCAGGUGAGCUGGGCAUACACCGAUGCUUUGCCCGUCGUUUGGCUCGGAGCUGACUUGACGAUCGUAUCACUUCUCAGGCUUCUAUCAAGUGAGCAGCCCCACCCCACCCUACCUCGACGCCGACGCACGCAUUCGCAUCAAGCCGUACUACCCGAUUCCUCUCUCCCAUAGAACCCCAACACCUAUGCAGCCUCCAAGACCUCCAUCACCCCCCUAGGCGAACAACAACUCUACCGAGUCGGCAACAUGCUCCGAACGAUCUACGCCGACCCAUCCUCGGACCGAGCGAUUCAAGGUUUGAGCAAUUCGACGCUCAAUGCGGCGCAGAUCAAUUCGACAGCUGAUGGAGGGGGAGAAGGAGGUGAGUUCGGUCUUGAGUGGGGGGGUGGUGCGUGGGUUGUAGGGUGUUCCUGACGAAGGGCCGUUUGGCGCUUGGCUCGGGAACAGGCGUGAUUUUCGAUUCGGCGGUAAGUCUCGGAACUUUUUUUUUUUUUUUUUGAGCUGGGGGUUAGGACCCAGGGCUCAUAAGUGUGUGGCGACAUGGUUCAAUUACAACAGGUCGCUCUUUGGCAAGGAUUCUACCCUCCCAACGCAACGUGAGUCUUGGAGGGGCCGCCUCGGAUUUCAUGGGAAUAAUUCGACCCGACCCACUUUGACCUGAAAUGCAGCGUUUCUUCCGAAACCCUCGCCGACGGGACCAACGUUACCUCGCCUCUAAACGGCUAUCAAACUCUGCAAAUCAACACGGUUCUUCCAGCCGACGAUGUCGACUUUGAAUGUCAGUUCCAUCCUGCCGGCGACCCCCCUCGGCGUUGUUGCUGACAUUCUCAAUCGUGCUUGCUCUCUCCAGCCUGGGUCAACUGCGGCACAUGGACGAAUCGAACCAACGAGUUCUACAACUCGACCGUCUUCCUCGCCAAGACCGCCGAAUCAGCCCCCUUCCUCAAAAGUCUCCAAACGGCCGGACUCGUCGGCGGCCGCAACGUCUCGCUCGUCAACGCGUACAACCUCUACGACUUUAUUAACGUGCAGCGCAUCCACAACGCGACCUACUCGGCCUUGCUCGACGCCAAUGGGCCUGACACCCUAAAUGCGAUGAGGGCAUUGGCAGACUUCCACGAGUAUGGCUCUUUCACCGAUUCGACGGAUAGUGGGAUUGGGAACAUCGCUGGCCGCACGUUCUUGCCGAGGGUUCUGGCUUCGUUCGACCAGUUCGCCAAUGGGACAGAGGUCAAGAUCGCGCAUUAUCAGAUGUCUUACAAGCGUGAGUGAAGCCUCUAGAUUUUACUUUUGGGGCCUAUUUGGUAGGACCCUGACUGUUCAUCCCUGGUCCCGUGCAGCCUUCUUGUCCAUCUUCAACAUGACCGACAUGUCCGCCACCGGAUUUGCCGGAGCCACCGCCAUAGUCGACUACGGCUCGGUCGCAACGUUCGAGCUUCGCAAGUCCAUGACAAACUCGACCGGAUUCGAUGUACGAUUUGGGUUCCGUAAUGGUUCUUUCGAUGGCACAAUUCCCGUGAGUGUGCCAUCGAGCCUCGUUGCCUCGGCGUGUGGCCUGUAGACUGAACAUGUUUGUUACUCAAUUACCAGUUUGACUUCACGUACUACCCCUUGUUCGGUUCAUCAUCCGUCGACAUCCCUCUAGCGUCAUUCGAAACCCAACUCGCCUCUUCCAUCAUCCCCAACACGACCGCAUGGUGUCACGCCUGUUCCAACACCCUCAACUCGGGGUGCGCAACCGUGGCCCUAGCAGACAAGUACGAGAAACUAUUCCAACAAUCCUCAAGCGAAUCUCACUUCUCCCCCGUCGGAGCAGGCUUCAUCGGAUUCGCAGUAACGGCUGUAUUGGGUGCCCUGAUCUUGUUGCUCUUGGCUCGGUUGGGUUGGGUCAGUUUCGGAUCGAGGCAACAGAGGAAUAGAGAUUUGUAUCUGCUCAGGCAAGGGGGACCGGCGAAGAACGUUGCUGGCGAGGAUGCGGGGAGUGUGGCUUCGAGUCACUUUUGA
Microbotryum saponariae is the source of this 2062-nucleotide messenger RNA. The record is from the annotation of a GenBank genome assembly. Lineage: Eukaryota; Fungi; Basidiomycota; Microbotryomycetes; Microbotryales; Microbotryaceae.